AUGUCGAAAUGCUCGAGUCGCCAAUCGCACUCGGAUUACUGUAGUGUGUACUCGUCGGACGAGGAAUCGACAUCGUCGCCACCACCACCACCACCACCAAUCGUUGGCGCAAUUCCAGCCGGCGUUUGUCCGCAUUGUCACAAGAUAUUCGAACAGCCGGUCACCCUCCAAUGCGGUCAUUCGUUGUGUCGCGCGUGCUGCGACGCGCUUCUCCGCUCGUCGUCGGACGCCAUUCAGCGGCCGACGACGCGUCCGCGCAUGGGUGUCAGCAGUUGGGUGUCGUCGUCGCGUCGCCACCACCACCAUCACACCAUCAAUCGCACGCCGGCGUGUCUCGUGUGCGGCGCGGCGGCGAGCCCGUCGCCGCCGAUACCCAAUCUCGAGCUCGACAACUUUUUGCGCAACAUCAAAAGCGUUCGCUGGUGUCUCGACGAGCCGAGACAACGCAAAUGGGAGGACGAGGGCGUCGCGAUACACGAGUGCAAGAUCGCCGUGGUCGGCGCGCGCGGCGUCGGCAAAACGUGCCUCGCGCGCGUCCAAUACGGCAACGAGAUCAUGUUUCCCGAUUUGUCCGACGACGGCGACGAUUCCGAUUCAUACAUCAUCGAUAUCAUCGAUGGAAUGGAUGUUAAUAAGAGCUUCACCGCCGCUCAUGGAAUCAUCGUUGUCUACUCGAUAGCGGAUCGCUCGACGUUCUACGAGGCGUGCGAGAUCUACAGAAGGCUUGAGAACGGCCGAGAGCACAAUCAGCCGCUCGUCCUCGUCGGCUCCAAGAAGGACAAGGAGAAGCGUCGCGAGGUGACGUCGUCCGAAGGCCAACAAUUGGCUCGCGCGUUCGGCUGCCCGUUUUAUGAAGUGUCGGCGAAGCGCAACGACAGCGUCCACGAGAUGUUCACCGACAUCGUCACCAUGAUUCAGAAGCAGCAGAAUUCGUUUCGGCUCAAUCUCGAACAGACGCUUCAAUAA
Molecule: messenger RNA, 966 nt
Organism: Caenorhabditis bovis
Lineage: Eukaryota; Metazoa; Nematoda; Chromadorea; Rhabditida; Rhabditidae
Source: the annotation of a GenBank genome assembly